CGCAUGACAAAGUAGGGAGAGAGAAGAAAAAAACACAGCAAAAUCUACUUUUCUUCUGAAUACACAACAGUGAUUAUUAUACCCAUACAAAGAGGAAGGUCGCAGCAGAAGCAGCAAAUUGAUUAGUUUUAUUUGGUGGCAUACUUUGGUGUGGUGGAUCGCAUUCGCAGCUAUCCCUAUUAUUGCUCCGUAAUUUUCGUAUUCCGGAACGGUGACGCAUAUUCGGAUGGCUAUCAACCAAAACACAACCGAUUCGUCGUUCCAAAGCUCUGGGAAUGGUGGCAGUAGUUCAGCUACUGCCUUGCGUGUGCUGCUUGAGCAAUUGCUGCUCCAAAGCGUCAACAAUGGUGAUGCAAACUUUCUCACCGAGGUCGAAUAUCAGAAAAUUUGCGAAUACAUCGUGGUCCUGCUCGUGGGCGAUCAAAUCGAUGCGACGACCAAGCAAGAAAUUCGCAGCCUUCGUUCGCUAGCCGACAAAAUUACCAAGCAAUUCCAGCAGCUGAUUGAGCGGAAGGCGUUCCGCGAACUGGUGAAAGAUUGCCUCGAAAAGAUGUACACGGCCGAUGCACUGUCGGUGAAAAAACUCCCCUCGCCGUUUGCCACGAUCAUGCUGGCGCUCAUGGAUCCCCAGCAGGGCGUUGCGUGGAUUCUUUCCAAGAACAUGAUCGACGAACAUAUCAGAAAAAUUCUCACCGUUUUCAUUGACUGGCUGUGUAAGAUAAAUUUUGCACCAAAUUUGAAUGUGUGGAUCAUACAAAUGGUGGAAGGGUUGAUGGCAAAGGGCCGAACCAAUUGCAUUUUAAGUGUGCGGAAGGAUAAGCUGAAGCAAUGCAAGGAAGUGAUGCAGCUUCCGCUCUAUCAGCAGCAGGUCGGGCCAGUGAUCAAUUGUUUGGAAGCUUGCGGAGACUUGCAACUGGAUAAUAGUCGUUUAAGUUACUCCUGCACCGAGCGUUACGAUAACGCUUUGGACGCUGACAAUAGUUUGACCCGUUCGAAUGCCCGUGUAGGAUUGGUUAAUUUGGGUAAUACUUGCUACAUGAACAGCGUGGUGCAAGCUUUGGCGAUGACCAAACAAUUUUGCACGGAAGUUUUGCUGAAGCAAAUCGACGCACCGCCAUUCUCCGAAAUUCAACAGCUGCUGGCUCUUUUGAUUCAUUCGCGACGGCCUGAACUGACCCCGCGUGCGGUACUCGCCUCGACUAGACCACCCGGUUUCGCGCCAGGCUAUCAGCAGGAUUCUUCCGAGUUCCUAAGCUAUUUGCUUGAUCGAUUGCAUGAGCAGGAGAAAAAGAUUUUACAUGGCAACGUUACUCAGCAGCAUAACACUUCGGCGCUGAUUUCACCGAACGGCAGCGGAACAAUCGCCACCAACAGCACCAAAACGCUGGUGCAGAAAACCUUCGAAGGACAGCUGUCCGUUGGCUGUUUGUGUACGGUUUGCAACAGCACGAACCACACUACCGAGACGUUCCGUUCGCUCGAUUUGUCCUUUCCGGAGGAUAGUGAUCUGUCGGCCGCCGGUGAUGGUACGCAUUCCGUACAGAAACUGCUCGACUAUUUCUGCUCUUCCGAGAAGCUGGUGGGCGAGAACCAGUACUUCUGCGAUCGCUGCCGGCAGCUGCGCGACUGCGAACGUUCCGUGACCGUUGCCGUACCGCCUCAAAACCUUAUUCUGACGAUCAAGCACUUCCGGUACGACCAGAGCCGCAACUUGCGGGCGAAGCUGAUGAACAAAAUUCUGCACAACGAGGACAUUUCGCUUACCAUCACGGAUGAGGCAGGCCACUGUCGCCAGCUGCACUAUCGCAACUACGCGGUUGUAGUGCACUACGGUACGAGCAUGGACUCGGGCCACUAUUACACUUACGCACAGGAUGGUACGGGAACGUGGUUCAAGUUUAACGACAACUAUGUAACGGAAUGCACCACUAGCGAGCUGCAAAACAUACCGAGCCCCAACACGCCGUACAUUUUGUUCUACCAACUGGUCACGAACAACGGGUCAGAAGCACCGGAAGCCGCUGCAAGCAGUGCGGACCAGCCAUCGUAUGGCGAAAUCAGCGGUGGAAUGAACGAAAGCUUUCCCGCACUGAACGAAUUGCCCAUUCGGCUGCAGGAGUUUGUGCGCGAUGACAAUCUCCUGUACCACCGGGAAGUGCAGGAGCAGCGGGACAAAAAAGCCUCCAAGCUACCGCUGCUAUCGUUUGGCGGAAGUGGAGGCAAUCGACGCCAGUCGGACGAUUACGACGAUCCUCCACCAAGCUCGUGCGGCAGCAAAUGGCUCCAGUCGUCGAAUAAUUUUAUCUUUUAAAAGCCCUAACAGCGUUGCGUUUUGCGAAGAUGUACGAUCUUUGGUCCAUGCUCUUACACCUUCCAUUAUUUCCUAUUAUUUGACAAUUGUAAUGGCUGACAUGGAACAUGCGAUGGAUCAUUAGCAGUCGUUACUCAAUUAAAAAAAAAACUUUGAAACGGUGUUGAA
Molecule: messenger RNA, 2479 nt
Organism: Anopheles arabiensis
Lineage: Eukaryota; Metazoa; Arthropoda; Insecta; Diptera; Culicidae
Gene: DUBAI
Product: ubiquitin carboxyl-terminal hydrolase 35
Exons: 4
Coding region: 227-2311 (694 amino acids)
Biological process (GO): ubiquitin-dependent protein catabolic process; protein deubiquitination
Cellular component (GO): cytosol; nucleus
Molecular function (GO): cysteine-type endopeptidase activity; cysteine-type deubiquitinase activity
Source: RefSeq, a predicted model, not a curated record